AUGCCGGUCUUGGCCAGGGUAGAAAUGUGCCCGGGAGUCCAGGAAGAAGGCGAAUUGCGCAGGGAAGAAAGAAAGCUAUGCGCCAUGAUGAGACGGCGUGGGGGCUCUCUCAUCUUGGUUACAUGGGGGAGGGGGACCCAAGACUCGAUCGUGUCUUGGAUUGCAACCUCGGCUGUCAAGUCAAGUCCCCUCCAUCAGGCCUUCCAGCGCACACGACAGCAGGAAGCAACCAAAGCAACCACUUCAACACCGCCUGUGCAGCCCCUGCAGCCACUGUCCACACAGCCACUGGAAUCACCGCAACCAGCACCAUCUCGCGCCAAAAACGUACCAUCGCGGGCACGCCGAUCCCACCAGCCAACCAUUCUAGUCUUGAUUCAUACUGGCCAUUCAGUCUCUACCUACCUACCUAGGUACGGGUGUUGCCCUGUCACGCCCGCCCAGCGCCCAACUGUGACUUCCCCUCUCCCGCAAAUCUGGGGCCGGUUCGCCGCGCCGCCAGGUCCCCCCUCCACCGCAGCCAUGCGUCUCCUCCGUCGUCUUCUCUCCGACACCUACUACCGCGCCAAAAGCUAUCUUCCAGCAUCCCAAUCCCCCGAGAUGUCGUGGAAGGCCUCCGAGAAGCUGAUGGACACCAUCCGUCACUAUGCACAGUUUCCUGCUACCGGCGUCAGUCUGCGCCAAAUGGUUCAGUUCGGCGACAAGCCCUCCACAGCCUCGAUGCCUGCCGCAAGCACCCGCAUCACCACCUUUUUUUCUGCCCGCGUGCCUCGACGAAAGCCGUCCGCCCCCAAGCACCAUGCAUCCGCCGCGCAACGGCUCAUUGCUAACUCUCGCCCGACAGGAACGCUAUUCCGAGCCUCACAAUUCCUUUCCGAGGAGCUUCCCAUCCGCUUAGCCCACAGAGUCCGCGAAUUGGAAGACCUUCCCGAUGGCGUAAACGACAUGCCCUCGGUUAUCAAAGUCAAGGACUGGUACGCCCAAUCCUUCGAAACUCCCCCAACCCAGGAAAUCACACAGCUGGCCCGCCCCGACCUUGACAAGGAAACACGAGAUCGCUUAAUGAAGCCGUCACGGCACGCCCUCAUGGGCGGCUACCAGCAACUCUCCGAGGCCACCCCCAACCCUUCCAUUGACGAGGAUCCUACCGGCUGGGGCCACACAAACGGCAACGGAAAUGGCAACGCCAAGGCCAAGUCCCUUUCUCGGCGCUACUAUGCCACCGUCGACGACACCGGCGCCUGGCCCGCCGAGCUGCACCUCUACAACCAGCGCUUCGCCCAGACCUUGCACAAGAUCAAGCGCCGCCACGAUGGCGUCGUCACCACCAUGGCCCAGGGUAUUCUCGAGUACAAGCGCAAACGCCAACGCCUCCAGAUUGACAGCACCAUCCAGUCCUUCCUCGACCGCUUCUACAUGUCUCGCAUCGGCAUCCGUAUGCUUCUCGGACAGCACAUUGCCCUGACUGACCAGAGCCACCACCGCGACCCUACCUAUGUCGGCGUCAUCUGCACCAAGACCAAUGUCCAGGACCUCGCCCAGGAGGCUAUUGAGAAUGCUCGCUUCGUUUGUGAGGACCACUACGGCCUCUUUGAGGCCCCCAAAGUCCAACUGGUCUGCAACCCCAACCUCGACUUCAUGUACGUUCCAGGCCAUCUGUCCCACAUGCUCUUCGAGACGCUCAAAAACUCUCUGCGCGCCGUCGUUGAGACCCAUGGCAUGGACAAGCAGGAGUUUCCCGUCACCAAGGUCAUUGUGGCCGAGGGCAAGGAGGACAUUACCAUCAAGAUUAGCGACGAGGGUGGUGGCAUUCCCCGCAGCGCCAUCCCACUCGUCUGGACCUACAUGUACACCACCGUCGAUCGCACACCCAAUUUGGACCCCGACUUUGACAAGAGCGAUUUCAAGGCCCCCAUGGCCGGUUUUGGCUACGGACUGCCCAUCUCCAGACUGUAUGCGCGCUACUUUGGCGGCGACUUGAAGUUGAUUAGCAUGGAGGGCCCAUCAUUGGUUCUGCGCAAGCGCCUCAAGGACAAGCAACGUCGCGAGGUGACGGAGCGAAAGCAAGUGGGUGACGCCGAGGCGGUCGUGAAUGCACCCCCCAGCAGCUACAACCGUAGUGACGAUCAGCAGCUGUAG
Messenger RNA from Cordyceps militaris CM01, 2139 nucleotides. RefSeq names its product pyruvate dehydrogenase kinase. Lineage: Eukaryota; Fungi; Ascomycota; Sordariomycetes; Hypocreales; Cordycipitaceae. Gene Ontology annotation, molecular function: pyruvate dehydrogenase (acetyl-transferring) kinase activity. The transcript has 7 exons. Gene Ontology annotation, biological process: regulation of glucose metabolic process; protein phosphorylation. The record is from RefSeq and is a predicted model, not a curated record. The coding region runs from base 1 to 2139 and encodes 712 amino acids. Gene Ontology annotation, cellular component: mitochondrion.